GGUGUGGCCCAGGAUCCCGGGGAAGGAGGGGGGAGGGUGGCGUCUCUGCUCCUAGAGCUCUGGCCCGGCCCAGAGGGGACAGGAAGCCAGGACACCGGGGAUUGUCUCUUGCAAGCACAGCCCAGCCCCAGCCUGGGAGGAAGUUCUGCCGAGCGCUCUCCGCCGGUUAUAUUGUUGAACAGGAAACAGGGCACCGCGGGAGCAGGGCCCUGGAGCAGGCAGCACCGGACGGGGACCCCACGCGCGUCUGCCGGGACAAGUGGAAGCUAGGCGAGCCAGCGGGCGAAAGUUCUGAGCUCUGUUCUGCGCGGUUCCUUCCAUCUGUCCUUGGAAGUCCCGCCCACAGAGAUGGUAGAGACCUCACCUGCAACCCUCCGCCAGCCCCGCCCAUCCAGCCCUUGGACACCCUGAGACCCUCCCAGCUAACUCCCCGCAGGUCUAUGAGCCAAGGUUUCCCGGAGAGUAAAGUUGGAUUCCUAUAGUCCUCAAUUUCCUCACCGUGGGAUCGCAGCGAGACACAUACAAUCAACGUCACAGAGUGGAGCCUUAAGAAUGAGAGCCUUGGAGAUGAUUUUAUCCAAGUCCCCAUUUCAGAGAUGGAAAAACUGAAGCCCGGAUGCACUGUGCAAGGGCAGGAGAGGGACUCGAACCCUUGUCUUUGAGCCCCAGGCGUGGAGCUCUUCCCGGCUGCGCUGUCCUGACUUCGGCGGCUCCCCUUGUUACCCGCAGGAAAGCGCGGUGGCCGCGAUGGCGGCCGACGUCGAAGGGGACGUGUACGUGCUGGUGGAGCACCCCUUCGAGUACACCGGCAAAGACGGGCGCCGUAUCGCCAUCCAGCCUAACGAGCGUUACCGACUGCUGCGCCGCAGCACAGAGCACUGGUGGCACGUGCGGCGCGAGCCUGGCGGUCGCCCUUUCUACCUCCCCGCGCAGUACGUGCGCGAGCUGCCCGCACUCGGCGACCCUGCCCCGGCCCCGCAGCCUUCCGUGCCGCAGCCGCGCCCGGCAAUCCCGGAGCCUCUGACCUAUGACUACCGCUUCGUGAGCACCGCAGUGGGUGCCGAUGGGUCCUCCACCGAGCCCCGGGGCCGCGCCAGCUCCCUAUGUGGCCCUGCGCGACAGCGCGCCGGAGGCCAGCGCAGCAACCUGGCGCCGGGAGGUCCCGCCUGCCUGUACGUGCGGCCCGCAGCACCGGUGCGACCGGCGCAGUCCCUGGACGACUUGGCGCGUGGCGGCACCGCGCCCCCUGCCGGCCUCCUGGGCAGUGCGGGCCACUUCAAGGCCUCCAGCGUGGCGGGCUCCUGGGUUUGCCCUCGGCCCCUGGCUCGCAGCGACCCGGAGAACGUCUACGAGGCCAUCCCGGACAAGCGCUGCGCUCCGCGGGAGGAGAGAACCAAGCUGGUGGAUGACCCCCAGGAGCCAGUGUAUGCCAACGUAGAGAGGCAGCCUCGGGCUACUCCUCCUCCCUCUGCUGCAGCUCCUCCUCGGCUCAACCCAGUGUGGGAGACUCACACAGACACGGGCACUGGGCGCCCCUACUACUACAACCCCAACACGGGCGUGACCACCUGGGAGUCACCCUUUGAGGCCUCUGAAGGCGCCACCAGCCCCGCCACCUCCCGGGCCUCUGUGGGCAGUGGGGAGAGCCUGGAGACAGAGUGGGGCCAGUACUGGGAUGAGGAGAGUCGCAGGGUGUUCUUCUACAAUCCCUUGACCGGUGAGACGGCCUGGGAGGACGAGACUGAGGACCUGGAGGAGGACGAGCCCCAGGAGCAGCUGGAGAUGCAACCCAGCCUGAGCCCUCGGAGCCCUGGGCAUCAGAGGCCCCCGACUCCUGAGACAGACUACCCCGAAUUGCCGUCCGGUUACCCGGAAGAGGACUAUUCUCCUGUGGGCUCCUUCAGUGAUCCUGACCCUUCUUCUCCCUUGACGGCACCCCCUGGCUGGUCCUGUCACAUUACCCCAGACAAGCAGAAGCUCUACACCAACCAGUUCACUCAAGAGCAGUGGGUGAGGUUGGAGGACCAGCAUGGGAAGCCAUAUUUCUACAAUCCAGAGGACUCCUCUGUUCGGUGGGAGCUGCCCCAGGUCCCAAUCCCUGCCCCUCGAAGCGGUCGAAAAUCCAGCCAGGAUAGUGACACUCCAGUCCAGGCUAGCCCUCCAGAGGAGAAGAUCAAGACCCUGGACAAGGCAGGGGUGCUCCAUCGUACCAAGACAGUGGACAAGGGAAAGAGACUUCGGAAGAAACAUUGGAGCACCUCCUGGACGGUGCUGGAGGGAGGCGUCCUCACCUUCUUCAAGGACUCAAAGACCUCAGCUGCAGGCGGCCUGAGGCAGCCUUCCAAGCUCUCUACCCCUGAGUACACAAUUGAACUGAAGGGGGCCUCCCUCUCCUGGGCCCCCAAAGACAAAUCCAGCAAGAAGAAUGUGUUAGAGCUUCGAAGCCGAGAUGGCUCAGAGUACCUGAUCCAGCAUGACUCAGAAGCCAUCAUCAGCACCUGGCACAAGGCCAUUGCCGAAGGCAUCGAGGAGCUGUCAGCAGACCUGCUCCAGAGGGAGGAAGGCGAGCCCAGCAGUGUUGACUUCGGGUCCAGUGAGCGCCUCGGGAGCUGGAGGGAGGAGGAUGUGCGGCAGAAUGCAGCCUCACCCUUGCUGAGUCCCGGAGGCCUGGAGAGUGAUUUGAGCAGGGUCCGGCACAAGCUCCGCAAAUUCCUACAGAGGCGACCCACUCUGCAGUCUCUGCGGGACAAGGGCUACAUCAAAGACCAGGUGUUUGGAUGUGCAUUGGCUGAACUGUGUGAGCGCGAGAGGAGCCCGGUGCCACGCUUCGUGCAACAAUGCAUCCGCACUGUCGAGGCCCGGGGGCUGGACAUGGACGGGCUAUACCGCAUCAGUGGGAACCUGGCCACUAUUCAGAAGCUGCGCUAUAAGGUGGAUCACGAUGAGCGCCUGGACCUGGACGAUGGGCGCUGGGAGGACGUCCACGUGAUUACAGGCGCACUGAAGCUUUUCUUCCGAGAGCUGCCAGAACCCCUCUUCCCCUUCUCACAUUUCCACCAGUUCAUAGCAGCCAUCAAGCUGCACGACCCUGCCCAGCGCAGCCGCUGUGUGCGUGACCUGGUGCGCACGCUGCCAGUCCCCAACCACGACACACUCCGACUGCUCAUCCAGCACCUGUGCCGGGUGAUCGAGCACGGUGAGCAGAACCGUAUGACCGUGCAGAAUGUGGCCAUAGUGUUCGGGCCCACGCUGCUGCGGCCUGAGAUGGAGGAAGCCAGCAUGCCCAUGACCAUGGUGUUCCAGAACCAGGUGGUAGAGCUCAUCCUACAGCAGUGCACGGACAUCUUCCCACCUCACUGACUGUGGAGCCUGGGUGGCUGACCUCCUCUGAGGCUCUCCACCUCCCACCCCGCUACACUGUGACUUCUCCACCCCUCGAUUCGGAGGGUACGAGGACCCCCUUCAUGACCCCAGUUCAUGAAAUGUGAUUUCUCCCUGUUGUAGCCCCAUUAGGGGUUUAUUAGGGCCCUUUCUUGAUUACAGCGCCCCCUAUUUCGUGAAUGCGAGAAUGUGCCUGGAGGGUGAGUGCUAACUAGGGCCACUGCUGGGACAAAGGAUUGGAUGAAGGUGGUCUGGCUUCCUCUGACCUACACCUGGCCAGGCUUUAGUGGAGACCCUGUAGGUCCAGUGCUAUGCAGGAGGUCCUGCUCUGGUCAUGAAGCAGCUACUGACACGGGUCCCAGGACUUACUUACCCUGGCUGCCAGCCCAGGCCACUGACUGCUUCCUUCAGCGUUAUGGUCCUGUGCCCUAUGGUCCUAUUGCAGGCCACCCGAGGGCUUUUCCUGUGCUUUCCUCUCCUCCUGGGCCACACCUGUUCUCUACAAGUGUUCUUCAUGCCCAUCACAUGCUAACCCUGCACCUACUGCACAUGAUUCCAGGGAGCGGGCUUACAGAAGUCAAUUGACUUCAGGUUCCAAAGGUGAUCUGAACCCCCCAAAACCCAGCUUCUAGAGGAGGAAGUGAGUCCCUCUCCCACCCACCUGCAGAAGCACAACCUAUGGGCCCAGCAGAAUAAAUAUGCUGGAGCUCCCUGCAGGGCUAGAGAGUACCUUAAGGCAGCUGGGAAGCUUCCACAGCUGUUCUGGGAAGAACAACAGCAUAAACAGAAACCUCCAGGCGCUGCCCGAACCCUGGCUGGGUGCCGGCCUGGUACCCACUUGCCAUGCAGAGCCUCAGCAGAGAGAGUUGAACAUGUGUCUGUCAACUGUCCCUUCCUGGUGCACAAACCACCUCAGCUUAUGAUCCGAGCCUGUAGCUCCACCCACCCUUACUGACUCAACAAACAAUAAUAGCUAAUAUUUAUUGAGCAUUCCCACUACGGCAGCCUUUUACUCGGAUUACCCCUUGGUUUCUUGCAGUCAGUAUUUAUUGUGGACCCUCUGUGCCAGCCACGUACUCCUGGGACAGGGGUUCUGCGCAUGCUACCUGGAGCUUCGGGCCCAGUGUGUAAGACUGAUGCAAACUCAGCCCCGAUGGUAGCAGGGCCAAGAAGAGAACAAAUAGAGUCCUCUUGCCACACACCUACACAUUAAAGUCUUAAGGCAAACUAACAGCUGUUGAAUAAAAUACGUUUAUUCUCCUA
Molecule: messenger RNA, 4644 nt
Organism: Phodopus roborovskii (desert hamster)
Lineage: Eukaryota; Metazoa; Chordata; Mammalia; Rodentia; Cricetidae
Gene: Arhgap27
Product: Rho GTPase activating protein 27
Exons: 18
Coding region: 748-3360 (870 amino acids)
Biological process (GO): regulation of GTPase activity; signal transduction
Cellular component (GO): cytoplasm
Molecular function (GO): protein binding
Source: RefSeq, a predicted model, not a curated record